Molecule: messenger RNA, 2810 nt
Organism: Chenopodium quinoa (quinoa)
Lineage: Eukaryota; Viridiplantae; Streptophyta; Magnoliopsida; Caryophyllales; Amaranthaceae
Product: glutamine--tRNA ligase, cytoplasmic-like
Exons: 24
Coding region: 162-2540 (792 amino acids)
Biological process (GO): glutaminyl-tRNA aminoacylation; translation
Cellular component (GO): cytosol; cytoplasm
Molecular function (GO): ATP binding; glutamine-tRNA ligase activity
Source: RefSeq, a predicted model, not a curated record
GUAUUAGUCCUUUUGACCGGUUGCACUAUGUGAUUUGCAUUAAACCAGUUAACUGACAAUCCUCUUCAUUGCGAAACCCUUGAAACAGGCAAAACAGGCAAAACAGCCAUUCUCUUCCAUUCAAGAGAUUGAACCCAGUGCUUAAUCCAAGUUUCAUCAAGAUGCCUACAAAAACGGGGGAGAACUCCGAUAAUGCAGUGGAGCUAUUCCUUAAAAUAGGAUUAGAUGAGAAAGUGGCUCAUAAUACAAUUGCCAACAACAAGGUUACCAGUAAUCUGUUGGCCGUGAUUCAUGAGGCGGGUGUUACAGAUGGUUGCGACCGGACUACUGGAAAUCUUCUGUACACGGUUGCUACGAAAUUUCCUGCCAAUGCCCUUGUGCAUCGGCCAACCCUCUGUGAGUAUGUUGUUUCUUCAAAGGUUAAGACACCUGCGCAAUUAGAAGCUGCUUUCUCAUUUUUCAUGAGUGUGGGUCCUGCAAAAUUCAGCUUAAGUGACUUUGAGAAAAAUUGUGGAGUUGGUAUUGAGGUUUCUAAUGAAGAGAUCGAGCAUACUGUUGGUGAAAUCUUUGAAGAGCUUAAGACAACAAUUUUGGAGCAACGAUAUAAAACAAAUGUUGGUGACUUGUUUAGACGUGUUAGAGAGAGACAACCAUGGGCUGAUCCAAAGAUUGUCAAGCAAGUGGUAGAUACAAAGCUUCGUGAGUUACUUGGUGAAAGGACUGCAGCAGAUGAUGAAAAGCCAGUAAAAAAGAAGAAGGAAAAGCCUGCAAAAGCUGAGGAAAAAGCUGUCGUUGCUGCUGCAGCUCCGCCAUCUGAAGAAGAACUUAACCCAUUUUCUAUCUUUCCAUCUCCGGAAGAAAAUCUUAAGGUGCACACCGAAGUGUUUUUUAGCGAUGGUUCUGUUUUGAGAGCUUGCAAUACCAGGGAAGUUCUUGCCAAACACUUAAAAGUAACCGGGGGAAAAGUUCUUACCCGUUUCCCACCUGAGCCGAACGGGUACCUUCACAUUGGUCAUGCCAAGGCAAUGUUUGUUGAUUUUGGAUUGGCAAAGGAUAGAGGUGGACACUGCUAUUUGAGGUAUGACGAUACAAAUCCUGAGGCUGAAAAGAAAGAGUAUAUUGAUCAUAUUGAAGAGAUAGUCAAGUGGAUGGGAUGGGAGCCGUUCAAGAAAACUUAUACCAGUGACUAUUUUCAAGAUCUCUAUGAACUAGCUGUUGAACUUAUAAGAAGAGGUCAUGCUUACGUUGACCAUCAGACUGCUGAUGAAGUAAAGGAGUACAGAGAAAAAAAGUUAAAUAGUCCUUGGAGAGAUAGACCAGUAGAAGAAUCAUUAAAACUUUUUGAGGAAAUGAGAAGGGGAAUGAUUGAGGAAGGAAAAGCAACGCUAAGAAUGAAGCAAGAUAUGCAAAAUGACAAUUGUAAUAUGUAUGAUCUUAUUGCAUAUCGUAUCAAGUUUACUCCUCAUCCUAAAGCAGGAGAUAAGUGGUGUAUUUACCCUAGCUACGAUUUUGCACACUGCGUUGUAGAUUCUCUUGAAAAUGUAACUCAUUCGCUCUGCACACUGGAAUUUGAGACACGCCGGGCUUCAUAUUAUUGGUUAUUGCAUGCACUUGGCCUGUAUAUGCCUUAUGUAUGGGAGUACUCGCGGUUGAAUGUGACGAAUACUGUGAUGUCAAAGAGAAAACUUAAUUGUCUUGUUACUGAGAAGUAUGUUGAUGGGUGGGAUGAUCCUCGAUUGAUGACACUUUCUGGUUUGCGCCGAAGGGGGGUUUCGCCAACAGCAAUAAAUGCCUUUGUUAGGGGUAUAGGAAUUACUAGAAGUGAUAGUAGUUUGAUUCGUUUAGAUCGCUUUGAAUAUCAUGUCAGAGAAGAGCUAAAUAAAACUGCAGCUCGUGCGAUGGUGGUCCUGUGUCCUUUGAAGGUCGUUAUCACCAAUCUAGAAGCUGGUAAAGUUAUUGACCUUGAUGCUAAGAGGUGGCCAGAUGCUCCAUCAGACGAUGCUUCAGCCUUGUACAAGGUGCCGUUUUCAAAUGUUGUGUAUAUUGAAAAGUCUGAUUUUCGGAUGAAAGACUCGAAAGAUUAUUAUGGCCUUGCUCCAGGAAAAUCUGUCUUGCUGAGAUAUGCGUUUCCCAUUAAGUGCACGGAUGUAAUAGUUGGUGAUGACAAUGAGACGGUUGUUGAAAUUCGUGCGGAGUAUGACCCUGAGAAGAAAAUGAAACCUAAGGGUGUCCUCCAUUGGGUUGCUGAGCCUUCUCCGGAUGUUGGUCCACUUAAAGUAGAAGUCAGGCUGUUUGACAGACUUUUCUCUUCUGAGAAUCCUGCUGAGCUUGAUGAUUGGCUUGGUGAUUUAAACUCCAACUCAAAAGUUGUAAUACCCGAGGCGUAUGCAGUUCCUCCACUCCGGAAUGCUGUACUCAGUGAUAGAUUUCAGUUUGAACGUUUAGGUUACUUUGCUGUAGACAAGGACUCUACUCCGGAGAAACUGGUAUUUAAUCGCACAGUCACAUUAAGAGACAGCUAUGCCAAGGGUGGGAAGUAGGCAACGGGUGACUGGCCUGGUCAAGAGAGUGUUCCUUUACUGUUGGUAUUGGAGGAAACGGAGACCUGUAGAUAAUGCUGUGAGUUAAGCAAGAUGUUGUCUAACAGUAUUAUAUUUCACUAUUUGUAUUACAAGGAGAUAUUCGAUCUGCAAACAUGCAUCAGAAUUUUUGUUAAAUUAUGUUAAGACUUUCAUUAUCAAAAUUUUGGCACUUGUGAGAAGAAUACAUGGAAAUCAACCUAUAUGACAAUUUUCUUGCAAGAUCUAAAA